Messenger RNA from Sceloporus undulatus (fence lizard), 1045 nucleotides. RefSeq names its product coiled-coil domain-containing protein 150-like. The transcript has 5 exons. The coding region runs from base 334 to 912 and encodes 192 amino acids. The record is from RefSeq and is a predicted model, not a curated record. Lineage: Eukaryota; Metazoa; Chordata; Lepidosauria; Squamata; Phrynosomatidae.
GUGGCCAUGGGAACAGCCAAGAAACAAAUGGUAUGUGCAAUGCCAUGAGCAGAAGGGGUUAGAUCUCUCUCUGGUGAAAGUCUGAGUUAGUUGGUACAGCAAACUGUUUAUCUGGACCUGAGCAUGCAUGCGCACUUGGAGCGAAAGGAGUGGACUACGAAUCCCAGAAUGCUGCGAGGAGGAUGGCGCAUGCGCAAAUGUGACAUAGGGAGGAGAUGGCGCGCGCUCUCUCUCGGGAAGCGGGUCGGUUUGAAGCUGAGAAAAGAGAGCUCCAUGGAAACUGGGGCGGACAUUUUGCGGCUCAUGCAGCUAAUUACUGGAUGCUGAGUGAUAAUGGCAAGGCCGAUAAUUUCCCCUGUAAGUAUCAACUCAACAGCUCCUGAAACCUUUGUGGUACUGAACCAGAGAAUGAGGGUCGUUGAAGAGCAGACGAAUGCGCUUCUGAAAGAUCUACGCACACUGGAUGUGAACGGGAAAAGUGUGGAAAUUUUCCCUUCAAAACCCUUUGAGAACUCUGAAGGUCACCAAUCCAUCAGUCCUGUUCGUGCCCAAGCGGUAUUUGGUGGAACAAAUGACACACUCUGGCGAACCUGUGAGACUCUAGUGAAUCGGAUGUGCCGACUUGAAAGUGUUGUACAGACUCUGAAACUGAACAUGUUCCGACUGCAAACAGAAAAAGAGCUGAAUCCAAAGCAUGCAGCUAAUUUAGAACAGCGCCUGAACAUCAUACAGGAGGAACAUAAGGAAGAACUAAAGGUGCUACAAGCAGAGGGCCGAAUGUUAUGCCAGCAACUCCAGGAGUCCCAGGAAGAAGAAGAGAAAGCCAGAGGUCGAGUGGAAAGAUUGCGGGCAGCUUUGGAGAUGGCAACUGCAACAAAGGUACUGAAGCUUUCCAUAUUUUGCCAGACAUAGCUCUGAAAAUGGGCUGUCCCAACAGGGGCUAGCAAUCUUGCACUGCAACUCACCCUAAAGAAAUGGAAAUCUGAUUUUCUUGUAGAUUCCAGUAGCCUAUAUAAAAUAGUAAUUAUACGAAGUUUCGGUGGAG